AUGGCCAGCAAGAAGCCGUGCACGGAUUUAAGCAAAAGGAGCCGAAGUCCGGUGGUUCUCGAAGCCGAGAUGUUUACCGAAUUUCAGGAGUGGUGCCUCCGGACUUACGGCGACUCGGGCAAAACCAAGACGGUGACGCGGAGGAAAUAUAACAAAAUCAUGCAGACCCUGUUGCAGACCGAUGAGGCGGACGGUUUAUACGUGGAUAACAGCCACAUCAACGCCAAAUUCAAAUUCUGGGUCAAAUCCAAAGGCUUUCAGGUUGGCAGCAACGUGCUGGGCGAGCACAACCAGAAGGGCACCCCGGGAAAGCCCGUGCUUUACGUGCCCGUCAAAUCUACGUGUUCUGAUGGUGGACAGUCGCAGGACAGUUCUCUAAAGCGUGUCGCAGUGGUAGAGGAUUUCUUCGACAUCAUCUAUGCCAUGCAUGUGGAGAUGGGUGCAGAUCCUGGCAGAGCACCCAAACAUGCAGGCCAGAAGAAAACCUACAAAGCGAUUGCAGAGACAUACGCGUUCCUUCCCCGCGAGGCGGUGACCCGCUUCUUGAUGAGCUGUGGAGAAUGCCAGAAGAGAAUGCACAUCAACAAUAGCACAGCAGAGUUCAAAGAAAAUGACCGGCCCACCUCUCUGGUCCCGGACCUCAUCGACUACAACAUGCCUCUUACUGCCACCUACCUGAAACAGAUGAAGCUGCAGUGCAUGAAUACCAAUGAACAGGAUGAGAGCUCGGUAAGCAGUGAAGACCUUGAUAUGGCCGAGCCAGCAUGGGUCUCCACUGAGCGCGCUCCAGCCACAGUGCCCAGUGCCAGUCCUGACCCACGACCAGAUAGGAAGUCCACCCCCCCACAGCCAAACAUCAAGGAGGAGGAAGAUGACUCCUCCUCUGAAAAUAGCAGUACAAAUGGUCUCCCUGCUUUGGCGCCACCCAACGGUAUCGCUGUGCUAACCGGGGGCGUUCCUGUACCAGAAGGCUUAGUUCCAUAUGAAGAAGUUAACUCCAAUGGAACUACCGCGCCGCUGGACUUCAGCACCACCUCGCCCUCCUCGUCCUUAGAGGAAGGCCAACAACCCCUCAACCUGAGUGAUAGACUGUUGUCAGGUGUCAACUCCACAAUUGCACCAUUUCCAGCAGACCCCAAUAGAAAAUACAUAGUCAAAACAGAGUACAACAACAAGUCUCCUCAGUACAGCUCAGGAAGCUAUGACUCGGUGAAGACUGAAGCAAGCAUAUGCACGGAAGACCUGAACACACCACGCGCUCAGGUCAUGGACGACGACGACGACGAUCAUGACGAUCAUGACGACAGCGACAAGAUUAACGACGCAGAGGGUCUGGACCCUGAAAGACUUAAAGCCUUCAAUAUGUUCGUACGCUUAUUUGUGGAUGAGAAUCUAGACAGGAUGGUGCCCAUCUCCAAGCAACCAAAGGAGAAGAUCCAGGCCAUCAUUGAGUCCUGCAGCCGCCAGUUCCCCGAGUUCCAGGAGCGAGCUCGUAAACGCAUCCGCACCUACCUCAAAUCCUGCAGACGCAUGAAGAAGGGAGGCUUCGAGACACGACCCACUCCUCCCCACCUCACCUCCGCCAUGGCUGAAAACAUCCUGGCAGCUGCCUGCGAGAGUGAGACACGCAAUGCUGCCAAGCGAAUGCGCCUCGACGUCUACCAGAACCACGACGAGUCUAUUACUGCAGACAAGCCAAAUUCACGGGACCCGGCUGCUGUGACCCACACAAGCUUCACACUGGCUGCUACAGCCUACAACCAGGACCAGCUCUACACCAAUGGGGGUCUCAAUUACAAUUUCCGUGGUUACGGGACGCUAGGAAACAGCCUGCAGAGCAGUGGGACAACUCAGAGCAAUGGUCCCACCGAUCUGAGCAUGAAGUCCGUGAGCUCCAGCUCGUCCACCUCAAGUUCCAACAGUCAUGGUCAGGGCGGCGGAGGUGGAGGAGCGUCGGCUCAGCUCAGCCCUCCCGAAGUCACGGCGGUGCGGCAGCUCAUCGCCGGCUACCGCGAGUCUGCGGCAUUCCUGCUCCGCUCAGCCGACGAGCUUGAGAACCUCAUUCUCCAACAGAACUGAGAACCACACACAUGGGUCAGCCCAGUUUCUGUCACACACACACACACACGUAUACGUGCACACAAAUAUACGCCCAUAAAACACACAGUAUGCACAGUAUUGGAAUGUGCAUACAGUUCAUUCGCAGAAAAUGUCAAUGUAGCUACAUGGCCACAAGGACACACACACACACACACACACACACAGUCCCCUCUUUCUAUGAAGCUACCUAUUAUACUCGUUAUGAUAUAGCCUUAUCUUUAUCAGAGUGUCUUUCCCAAAUUCCCUUUGCCUAGAAAUGAAUUUGCAACAGGGCACAACUUUACUACGAACGAGACAUUGUCAGCCUGCCUUGGCCGUAAGAGCCUGUGAAGUUGACGAUGACCGGUUUGACUUUGACAAAGAUGUCACAGCAUAGCACUGUACCGAGCACAACCUGUGAUGUAAAAGCCAUCGGAUGGCUGACCACACAGACAUCAGCACUGCUGGGAAACAGAUUCUCAU
This is a messenger RNA of Trichomycterus rosablanca, 2562 nucleotides long. It is a transcript of the gene nol4la, whose product is annotated as nucleolar protein 4-like a. The transcript has 11 exons. Lineage: Eukaryota; Metazoa; Chordata; Actinopteri; Siluriformes; Trichomycteridae. The record is from RefSeq and is a predicted model, not a curated record. The coding region runs from base 1 to 2079 and encodes 692 amino acids.